GCAGACGGCGCUGCCCCGGCUCUGCUCCGCCGUUCCCGUGUUUCCUGAGGAAGCGUUCUCCCGGUCAGCAGCCAGCACCGCCCCCACCGAGCACAGUGGGGCUGGCGGGGCCAUGGCGGACGAGGGGCAGGGUGCCUGGAGCGAACAGGCGGUGGAUCACUUUCUGAGGUCGCAGCGCAUCGAAGCCAGAGAUGCUGCCGCCGUCCGCUGGUUCCACGCCGCCAACAGCAAGGCCCGCGCCAGGGCGGCCGCGAGAAGUGAUGUGCACAUGAUAGAAGCAGAUGUUGUUCUUCGUGGUGGCCAGGGAGGAAAUGGAGACCCUAUCAUGGCUCAUCCACCUGAAACAGACAGUGACAACACAUUGCAGGAAUGGCUGAAAGAGAUUGUCAACACAGAUAAAGGCAUCAAGCUGGAUUUUAAGAGCCUAGAAGCCCUACGGCCUUCCUUGGAACUUCUUGAACAUGUGAAGCACCGCUUGAGGCGACCCAUUUGGAUCAAUGCAGACAUCCUACCAGGACCUAAUGGCAAUAGCUCUGUAGUGGAUGCAAAAGGGUUCCUUGGCACUGUCACCUCAUUUUUCCCAAAUGUGACCUUAUCACUAGGGUGGACAACUGGCUGGCACCAUGACAAGCACAAUAAAGGCUAUGACUGGGCGAUGGUGAAGGAAAUGGCUCAGAUAUGCAACACACUUCCCCAGCCUGUAACUUUCGCUGUAAGAGCAGCACUGAUACGACAGUCAGUAUCUGAGCUGUGCUGGUUAAUCCAGCAGUCAGAUAGGUACAGUCUCACCGUUUGGACAGGAAAAGAGGAUGUGUACUCUGUAGAAGAUUUGCUUUACAUCCGAGAAAACUUUGAUAAAAUGAAGUAGCAUGUUAGUACCAUUUUCUAGCUACAAUUACUUCUGACAUGUCUGCUGCAAAUUAUUGUAAUUAUUGUAUGGUGACCCUCAGGAAAUACUCCACACGUCAGUUACUCCAGAUGAGGUGCUGAGGUCUGUGUUCCUUGCUCCGGAGCAGUAACUCUGGCAAAUGGGUGCAAUAAGCAGCUGGGAGUAGUGUCGCAGACUGCCACAGCAGAGCUGACUCAUUAAAACCCCAAAUAAAGCAGCAUUAUUUUUGAUUGUGCUUCCAGUGUAAUUCAAAGUAUCGUACCCUAUCAUCUUCUGAAUUUUUAACAUCUAAUUUUUUGGAGCAGUUUUAUGUUGUUUUUUAUAUCCUUAUGGCUUGGCUCCCUUGAAUUUUUCAGUGAUCCU
Messenger RNA from Neopsephotus bourkii (Bourke's parrot), 1252 nucleotides. It is a transcript of the gene FAM151B, whose product is annotated as family with sequence similarity 151 member B. Lineage: Eukaryota; Metazoa; Chordata; Aves; Psittaciformes; Psittacidae. Bases 113 to 868 code for a protein of 251 amino acids. The transcript is spliced from 7 exons. The record is from RefSeq and is a predicted model, not a curated record.